AUGAGGACAACGACAGUGGUGGAGAGCCAGAGGACGGAGAAGAAAGAAGAGAAGAACAGGGAAAAGGGGCAACCUUCGACGCAGGGUGGUGUCCAAACAACUAUGAUGUUGACGGUAGUAAGGAGUGCGCCGCCGAACAUCGACGAAGUUCGCCAAAGAUGGCCUAGGCCGAGUUUCGAUCUGAGGGAGACAAGGAGAAAAGAGGGGAAGUGUACGGAAUGUGGUGAAACAGGACAUUGGCUGAAGGAAUGUCCUGUAAGGGAGGCAAAGGUUAAGGUUGGGCUGUUGCCUCCCUGGGGGGAGAAGUUCGGAGAACGUGGUGGAGGAUCGGGAGGGAACGCAGUACCUCUUGGACAUAGGAGGAACUUGAAUGUGGUUGGAGGAGAAGUAGAUUUGGAAGAGGACCAGGGAAAAGAAGAGGACCUGUCACAGUAG
Messenger RNA from Tremella mesenterica DSM 1558, 435 nucleotides. RefSeq lists its product as uncharacterized. The record is from RefSeq and is a predicted model, not a curated record. The transcript has a single exon. The coding region runs from base 1 to 435 and encodes 144 amino acids. Gene Ontology annotation, molecular function: zinc ion binding; nucleic acid binding. Lineage: Eukaryota; Fungi; Basidiomycota; Tremellomycetes; Tremellales; Tremellaceae.